AUGGUAAAUCAGAGUGUGCCUCUUAUGGAUCCUCUUACGACACUAUUAGGCAGUGUACAUGAGAAACUGCCUGAAAUGGGAAGUAUGCGAAGCAUAUUAUUUCCAAAUUUUGGUAGCAUUAUCAGUACAGCAGAGCCUCAUGUUAAGAAUGAGGAGUGGGAUGAAGAGAGUCUGCAUAGGGAAGGUGAUGGUUAUUCAUUAGAGGGUGGGGAGAAGCAGUCAGUAGCAUCUGAAUUGGUGGUGGUUAGCAGUUGCCAGUUAGCAUGGAAAUGGUCUGAGAGAGAAGGUGAAGAUAGAAAGAAUGAAGGAGGUUUAAAAAAAAUAUCGGCAUCAGGAGGAGGGGCUUGGGUCUAG
Messenger RNA from Fraxinus pennsylvanica, 354 nucleotides. NCBI's taxonomy places the organism in Eukaryota, Viridiplantae, Streptophyta, Magnoliopsida, Lamiales, Oleaceae. The record is from the annotation of a GenBank genome assembly.